Molecule: messenger RNA, 2352 nt
Organism: Solanum tuberosum (potato)
Lineage: Eukaryota; Viridiplantae; Streptophyta; Magnoliopsida; Solanales; Solanaceae
Product: protein HAIKU1
Exons: 1
Coding region: 818-1933 (371 amino acids)
Source: RefSeq, a predicted model, not a curated record
UUUCACUUUCUAAUUUUUUGCUUCCAAUUUCCGUUUCAUUUCCUCGUUGACUAACAACCCCACCACCCCCUCUGCCCCAAGCUAGGGUUUAUUCUUAUUUUUUUCCUCAAACUAUAGAGAAAAACCUUCAAAAAUAGAAUUUUUAUACUGAUUUAAGGAAGAAGAAGAAGUUUCUUGAUCAGUUGACAUGGUUUAUGAAAGCUUUGCCCCGCUAAUCAAGGCGUAAGUUUCUCUUCUCUGAACCCUUUGCAGAAUUAGUAUAUCUUUUAAGCAUAUAUCUGAAUCUUGAAAAAUCGAAAAAAGGUGGGAUUUUUUGGUUUUUUUUUUUGUGAAUUUUCAAGUGUUUGAGAAGGAUAAAGAUUCGUUCUUGGAAGUCUACAGAGAGAAACAAUAAUUGGGUGUUGAGUGUUUUGUUGGGAAACUCACUGAUUACUCAGAUUUCUGUGCUUUUGGUUCAUUUUGGGAAUUUGAAGAAUUUUUUGUUUUUGCUGAAGCUGGAGCUGAUUUGAUUUGGGGAUUAUUUACUGGUGUAUAUUGCUGUUACAGUUUCAAAGUUUGCAACUUUGUUUUUGGUUCUUGCUUGGAUACCUCUUUUGAAUUUGGUUAGGAUUGGAGACUGCUUUUUCUGGUGCUGUGUGAAUUGUAUGUCUGGGUUUUUGUGCAAUGGUUGAGAUUUCUGGAGGGUUUAUUGCAGUGGUGUAAGUGCUGAGGUUUUGUGUUGUCUGUAAGCUUAAAGGACUUUGUUUCGAUUGAUGUUCAUUGAUGGUUUGACGAAGAGGAGCUAUUCUAGGUAAAACAGCUGUAGAUAAGUAUUCAAAUGGAUAAUCCAGAUCGUCCUAACAAUCGAAGUCUUGAUUAUUUAGGUGUGAAUAAAUUGGGGAAGAAUAUAAAGAAAAGUCCUAUACACCAACCCAAUUUCAAUAAUGCAAAUAGCGCGAGACAACAAGCUCAACCCCAAGUUUAUAAUAUCAACAAAAAUGAUUUUCGGAGUAUUGUUCAGCAGUUGACUGGUUCGCCAUCUCAAGAACCUCAACCUAGACCUCCUCAUAAUCCACCAAAGCCUCCUAGUAUGAGAUUGCAAAGGAUUCGACCUCCCCCUUUGGCACCGAUUAAUCGCCCCCGAAUUCCCAUGCACCCCCCAGCACCAAUGCCAGCCCCAAGUCAACUGGCAGGUCCUGCACCUGGUGUUGCAUACAAUAACAAUUUUGUGAGACCUCCUCCUCAGUAUGGUCAGCCAUCUCCUCCCAUGUUACCACCCAUUAACCCUGGUGAUGUUUGGGCUAAUACAGCAGAGUCUCCAAUCUCAGCUUACAUGCGUUACCUUCAAAAUUCGAUAAUGGAUCCAGGGGCUACACAAACACAACUUCAAGGCCCUGCUCAUACUCAAGCAUAUCCUCCAUCCUCCGGCUUUCUUCCUAAUCCUUCAAUGCCACCACUUCCCUCUCCUAGAAUGAAUGGCCCGCCACCACUUCCUUCUCCUAGAAUGAAUGGCCUGCCUCUCCUCCCAUCGCCUAGAAUGAAUGGCCCGCCUCUCCUCCCAUUGCCUAGAACAAAUGGUCCACCUUCUCUCCCACCCCCUCGUAUGAAUGGUCCACAUCCUCCUUUCCCAUCUCCUAGGAUGAAUGGUCCGCCUCCACCACUUCCAUCUUCGGGAAUAAAUGGGCCAACUUUUUUGCCUUCACCCACUUCUCAGUUCCUUUUGCAAUCACCCACUGGCUUCUUCAACAUGUUAUCUCCUCGAUCACCUUAUCCAUUGCUUUCUCCUGGUGUGCAGCGCCCUUCACCAUUGACUCCGAAUUUCUCCUUCUCUCACAUGGCUCAGCCUGGGAUUUUAGGCCCUGGACCACAAUUUCCCCCAUCUCCUGGUUUUGGAUUUCCUCUGUCGCCGUCAGGAUAUUUUCCUAUAACAAGUCCAAGAUGGAGGGAUCAGUAGUGUUAAGGAAAAACUACUGACUUUGGACAGCUCCAGUGACUGAUAUUGGUUUGAGGAAUUUCGUGGUGGAAAUCUUCUCCAAAUUGAAUCUUUAUACUUGUUGAGAUACAAUGUACCCUAGCUAAACGUAAGAUAUCUCUUUAGUAAUUUGCAUUUAGUUUUGUUAUUUUAUUUUAUAUUAUUUUAUUCACACACAUUGCCAUCUUAUCUUAACUCUUUGUGAGUAGAGUCUGUAGCUGAUUCAUCUCUUUAUUCUCUUAGAACUUUAGGCAAUGUAGUUAAUUAGGCAACUCAAAAAGGGCUGUAACUUGUUAGAUGUUGUUUAAAGUGAUCUAUAUGUAAGGAAAUGCAGGAAAGAUUCUUGUACUGUCACAUUUGGAAUCAAAUACUUUGAAUUUUCUUCAAAUCUUCGCCUUUCA